AUGACAGAUAUGAUGUAUAGUGGUAUACAUGAUUUUCAAGAUACAUAUCGUUGUUAUCCUGUAGAUGAUAAAAGAUUAAAUGUAUACUAUGGUGGCAAAACGUUAGCAAAAUUGUCAAGUUUACAUAUAGUUUAUCCGAUGUUAUUUAGACUUCACAAUAAAAAAAUCAAUAAACAUUCACAUGCAGGAGUACUCGAAUUUAUUGCACCAGAAGGGCAUGUGUAUUUACCUCAAUGGCUGAUGGAAACACUUUCAUUGGAAACGGGAGAUUUGGUUGAUAUUAAGAAUGCUACAUUACCAUUAGGAAAAUUUGUUAAAAUUCAACCACAAACUGAAAAUUUUUUGGAUAUAACUGACCAAAAGGCCGUAUUGGAAAAUGCAUUUAGAAAUUUUUCAACAUUAACUCAAGAAGAUUAUAUUCAAAUAUAUUAUAAUAAAAAAACUUAUAAAAUUAAAGUUUUGGAAGUUAAAUCUGAAGAUGGUAAAGCCAAUGGAAUAUCAAUUUUGGAAACUGAUUUGGAGGUUGAUUUUGCACCACCACCAGGAUAUAAAGAAAAGAAAGAAUCUCAACAAAAAAAUUCUACUAUGGUGGAUAAAUUGAAGAUAGAACAAUCACAAGAUGAAUCAAGAGGAUUUUCUGCAUUUCAAGGCAGUGGACAAAAUCUAAAAGGAACCAAGGUGAGUAACGUACAACAAAAUGAAUCAGAUAAUGCGCCGGCACCUUUGAGAAUGCCAUUUGGAAAAUUAUUUUUUGGAUAUAAAGUUGUUCCUUUUAAAUCACCAAAGGAUAAAAUAACGGAAGAACCGGUUUUGAAAUUUCCUGGGGAAGAAGAUAUGCCAAUUCAUGUUUAUGAAGGAUAUCUAACAACCCAUUCGAAAACCUUUUCAUCUAUUCUGCCAUUACCACCGAAUAAUUCAUCAACCACCAGUCAAAGAAAUCGUGAUAAGAAAGGUAGCCACGUGAGACUUCACUUAGUGACGAUGGAAGUGUAA
Molecule: messenger RNA, 993 nt
Organism: Entrophospora sp. SA101
Lineage: Eukaryota; Fungi; Glomeromycota; Glomeromycetes; Entrophosporales; Entrophosporaceae
Source: the annotation of a GenBank genome assembly